Messenger RNA from Vigna angularis (adzuki bean), 1005 nucleotides. RefSeq lists its product as uncharacterized. The record is from RefSeq and is a predicted model, not a curated record. The transcript has 9 exons. Gene Ontology annotation, molecular function: rRNA (adenine-N6-)-methyltransferase activity; nucleic acid binding. The coding region runs from base 98 to 751 and encodes 217 amino acids. Gene Ontology annotation, biological process: rRNA methylation. Lineage: Eukaryota; Viridiplantae; Streptophyta; Magnoliopsida; Fabales; Fabaceae.
AGACUGAAACUGUGGAAGCAGAGAAUGAAGGGAAAGAAGGAAUGAUAGAAAAUUUAGGCAGAAGAAAAAAUGGCAGUGAAAGUUUGAAUCGGAAAAGAUGAAGCUGAAGCAGUUGGAAGGCCUUCUUGGUGGUCUCCAGCAGUUCCCUCAACCCAAGGUGGAGCUUGAACAGUAUCCAACGGGACCCCAUAUUGCUUCCCGAAUGCUUUUCACUGCAGAGAAUUCUUUUGGGGAUGUGAGCAACAAAGUAGUGGCUGACUUUGGAUGCGGCUGUGGUACGUUAGGUGUUGCAGCUGCCCUUUUGAGUGCAGAACAUGUUCUCAGCAUUGACAUUGAUCCAGAAUCUCUUGAAGUAGCUUCUGUUAAUGCAGAGGAACUUGAGCUUGAUAUCGAUUUUAUUCGGUCUAAUGUCUUGGAUUUGGGAUGGAGAGGUUCAAUUGUUGAUACAGUUAUAAUGAAUCCUCCAUUUGGUACUCGUAAAAAAGGUGCAGAUUUGGAUUUUCUCUCUGUUGCUUUGAAGGUUGCUUCUCAAGCUGUUUAUUCCUUGCAUAAGACUUCAACAAGAGAUCAUGUGAAACGAACAGCACUAAGGGAUUUCAAUGCUAGCAGUGCUGAAGUUAUAUGUGAGCUUCGGUUUGAUGUACCAAAAAUGUACAAAUUUCAUAAGAAGAAGGAAGUAGAUAUUGCUGUGGACCUCUGGCGGUUUGUUCCAGCAAGUCAUCAAAGAAGUACUUCAUGCAGACAAGGAUAGUGUGUAUUGGAAUGUAUGAUAAGAUUGCAAGAAAAAGGAAAAUUUUGGGUACCUAUAGAAAGAAACCUUCUCUAUGUGACAAGCACUUGCACGUAAAAUUGGUCGAUGGCACUUCUUUUAGUUGUGUGUAUCUAUAAAUUCAAUGGUCGAGAAGAUACAGUGCUCUUUCUGCUUGUUCGUACAGGGAUCUUCCAGAAGUUGGUUAUAUCAUGAAACUUAGUUAUAUCAGACAAUAUUAUGCUCCUUCUAUUUCA